This is a messenger RNA of Medicago truncatula (barrel medic), 1689 nucleotides long. Its product is annotated as protein ROOT INITIATION DEFECTIVE 3. Lineage: Eukaryota; Viridiplantae; Streptophyta; Magnoliopsida; Fabales; Fabaceae. Gene Ontology annotation, cellular component: nuclear pre-replicative complex; rixosome complex. The record is from RefSeq and is a predicted model, not a curated record. Bases 132 to 1448 code for a protein of 438 amino acids. The transcript is spliced from 8 exons. Gene Ontology annotation, molecular function: protein binding. Gene Ontology annotation, biological process: rRNA processing; DNA-templated DNA replication.
AACGGCAAAACCUCAAACCGAAAAACAAAACCCCAAACAACAAGCUGGAGUCGCCGCACUGAGCAUCUCGACUUCCCGGAAAACGCACCGGAGUUCGCCGCCUGCCGCCGUAAAAGCCCCCGCACUGAAGUAUGGAUGUUGUUUUGGCCUCUUCAUCUGUUGACGAUGGGAUAGGUUGUUGGGACCUUCAUACAGGUGCUGAGCAGCUACGUUACAAUUCAUGUUCUUCACCUUUCCAUGGCCUUGUCUCUCUCGGUUCUCGCUUUCUUGCUUCUUCUCAGCUUCAUCACCCUUCUUCUGCUUCUCUUUUCUUCUGGUCCUUCUCCAAGCCUCAAGUUGAAGUUAAGAGCUUUCCUGCUGAAGCUAUUAAGCCCCUUGCUGCUAAUCACCAAGGCACCUAUCUGGUCGGUGGAGCUUUGUCUGGUGAUAUAUAUUUGUGGGAGGUUGAAACUGGUAGAUUGCUUAAGAAAUGGCAUGCUCAUUUAAGGGCCGUCACUUGCCUGGUAUUUUCUGAUGAUGACUCACUGCUGAUAUCUGGUUCUGAAGAUGGAUAUGUAAGAGUUUGGUCGCUUUUCAGUUUAUUUGAUGAUUUGAGAAGCCGGGAAGAAAAGAAUCUCUACGAGUAUAGUUUUUCGGAGCACACCAUGCGUGUAACUGAUGUUGUGAUUGGUAAUGGAGGGUGCAAUGCAAUUAUAGUUUCAGCAUCAGACGAUCGGACUUGUAAGGUAUGGAGCUUAUCGAGGGGAACACUGCUAAGAAGUAUAGUUUUCCCUUCAGUAAUUAAUGCCAUUGUAUUGGAUCCAGCUGAACAUGUGUUUUAUGCCGGGAGUAGUGAUGGAAAAAUAUUUAUUGCUGCACUUAACACUGAAAGAAUCACUACUAUUGAUAAUUAUGGGAUGCAUAUCAUUGGUUCAUUUUCUAAUCACAGCAAGGCAGUUACUUGCUUAGCAUAUAGCAAAGGUCGGAAUUUGUUAAUUUCUGGGUCUGAGGAUGGAAUAGUUCGUGUUUGGAAUGCUAAAACUCACAACAUUGUCCGCAUGUUUAAACAUGCUAAAGGACCUAUAACUAAUAUUAUUGUUGUUAGACAAGAAAUUGACCCAAGCAAUCAUACAUCUUCUAAUUUACAAGCAGCCACAAAGAAACAUGGGUCUUAUUUACUCCCUCCAUUAGAAAAAUAUGCAAAUUCAACAGAUUCAGAUUUAAAGACUGCUAUCAACCUAGGUGGUAUCAGGGGAUGCAUGGAUGUUUCAUACAACAGUUCUAAUUUGAUAUCUAAUCACAUUAAGGAGCUUCAGCAACAAGGUUCAGCCACCGCUUCUGAAAUCGAGAUGGAGAAACUAAAGCAUGAGUACCAAAGGACAAUGGAGAUGGCUAACCAAUGGAAGAAAAUGUAUGAGAACUUGCACGAAUUUGGUAUAAAGGAGCUAUUGGAUGGUGGCCAAACAUGAACCUUCGAUGAAGAUGACAAAUAAGACAUGUUUUUCUUGCCAAGCACGUUUUCAAUUUUGGGGUAGAUUUUGUAUAUCUAUAGCAUCACAAGCAUCCCUUCUAGUUUAUUAUGCUUCCUCUUAUUAUUUUUGUUGGAUCCUUACAAGUUUGUGUUAUCUUUUUCUCUCCUUAAUUUGUACUUUUAAGAUUAUUCAUCCCUUUACUGAUAAGUUAAACAAAUUCAUAAGAUUAUUCAUCCUU